Molecule: messenger RNA, 678 nt
Organism: Symbiodinium sp. CCMP2592
Lineage: Eukaryota; Dinophyceae; Suessiales; Symbiodiniaceae
Source: the annotation of a GenBank genome assembly
AUGUGGCUGGAGAUCUUGAAGUUCCUGCCAGCGGAUUCCUCAGGGAUUCGUCAGAGCUGGGAGUCUGGGCCAUGCUUUCUCCAAGCCGAGGCUGUAGAGAUGUGCAAAACUCGGGCCGCAUCACGCAGCUUCGUAGAUGCCAAGGAGCCUCUGAGGUUCAUUAGAGGUGACCCAUGGGACCACUCAGAGACUCAGCGUUUUGCUCGUGAGGAUUUGGCGGCGCACUUGCUGCAUGUUGCGGACCUCACCAGGACGGACACCCUAUUGGUGGAUUGCGCCGCCACGCACCAGAAGUCACCCAACGGCUAUCCUGGCGAGCAUCAUCUGCUCGAAGUUCAGCUGGAUGAGACGAUGCGAGCGCGCCGGGACUGUUUGAAGUGUCUUCAUCGCUUGAGCGACGUGUGGUUCGAGCACGCCCCGAUGUCCAUGCACAUCAUGAUUCGGGAUCUCGUGCGAAUGGCAGAGUUUAAUCCGGACGAAGAGUGGGGGCUGUUCACCUCAUCCUAUGCGUUUGUUCUUUUGCGUGAGAUCGUUGUGCGAAAAGAAGGAUUUCAAAAUUGGCUGACUGCACAGCCAGUAUCUGGAUCACCAGCGAUCUUGGCUACUAGGAAAUGCCACCCACCGCGAACUUUGAGCUUGAUCAAACCUGGAAAGGUCCGAAACUACAGAUCGAUGUAG